AUACUGGAAACGUAACUGUCAUUUCGAAAAAAUAUUCGAGUGACGUUGCGUUGCGUUGAUCGUUUCGUGUUCAUGUCGAUAUAUUAAUUUUAAAAAGAGUUGGAAUUCUCUUUUUUCCUAAACAUUUUUUGCUUCUUGUUACAUAUCUAAUCCGCUUAUGUACAUAAAAGCCUGCGCAAAGAGUGCCUACUCUAAAAUAAAAUGGAUGCUGCUGACACUCUGCUAAGUGACAGUGUGGCUGGCAAGCAGGGUCUGGAAGAAGAGGAAUUGUUAUUAAAACCUAACCCUAAACCCAAUGUGAAGUGUGACUUAGUCAAUGAAUGCAAAGUGUUCAUAAGGGCUGAAGACGGAGGGGGUGAUACACAUCUCAAUAUAACAGGAAACAUGGGCCCAGGGACUAGUGAGAAACCUAAGUUUGUGACUUCCACACAAGAUCAGAAAAGAGAGAGCCCUUCAGAUAAUCAGAUUGCUGAUUCUAACCCAGAAUGUGAUAUUGAAGGGGUCCCUGACUUGCCCAUGGAUGAUGGAAUGCCCAGCACUGUCACUGUGUUGGAUGCCCCUGACGGCGGAAAGGUUUAUUUGGUGGGCACUGCCCACUUCAGCUUGCAAUCUCAAGAAGAUGUGUCUAGGGUAAUACAAGAAGUGAACCCGCAUAUUGUAAUGGUUGAGUUGUGUGAACAGAGAACCAACAUAUUAUUACUAGAUGAAGAAAUAAUCUUAAGAGAAGCUAAAAAUAUUAAUAUUAAGAAGAUAAGGGCAACGAUGGCCCAGAACGGAGUUUUCAACGGGCUCAUGUACAUCCUGCUCCUGAACAUGUCCGCGCAUAUCACUCGCGAGCUGGGCAUGGCGCCCGGCGGCGAGUUCCGACGUGCCAUGGCCGAGGCCAAAAAGAUACCCAACUGCAUGGUCCAAUUAGGCGACCGCGCGAUAGACAUCACCCUGCAUAGAGCCAUCGCGUCCUUGACCUGGGGGCAGACCAUACGCUUCGUAUGGCACUUGCUCACAUCGAACCAGUCUAUUAGUGUGGAGGAGGUAGAGAAGUGUAAACAAAAGAAGAUGCUCGAAGACAUGCUGGAAGAGAUGGCGGAGGAGUUCCCAGCGCUAAAGCGCGUUUUCGUGCUCGAACGCGACAUGUACCUCUGCCAUUCGCUGCAAGUCGCGGCGCUGCAGCCCCGACGAGAGCCGUGCCGCAUCGUGGGCGUGGUGGGCAUCGGUCACGUGGCCGGCAUCGUGCAACACUGGGGCAAAGUGCGCUCACAAGACAUCCCGCCUCUGCUCAAGAUCCCGCCCGAAUCACUAUCAACUCGCAUCAUCCGCGUGUCCGUGCGCGUGGCGUGCGUGGGCGCGCUGGUGUACGCGGGCUACCGGCUGUGGCCGCGCCGCUGGCUGCCGUGAUGCACCCCAACACCUAAUUGGACCAUCGGAAACACACAUAUAAUAAAUUUAGGAAGACUAAACUGUAAAUAUUAUUGGAUGAAAACUCGCUCAUUAAUUAUAUGAUUUAUUAUUUUAUUAAUAAAUAGGUUAGGCGUGAACAUGAGUCUCUGAUUAGAAAGUUAAAUUGCUAAAAUUAUUAUCAUGUAUGUUUAUUGAGAUGUCAAUUUUGCAUUUUUUCCUAUAUUGAGAGAAAUGGAUCUACAUCUAAAUUUGGUACUCGCUCCUUAUAAGCCCGUUUAAAUAUCUUACGAGCUGUACCAAAUUGACAUUCAUUCAAAUUCUAAAUAAUGGUACUAAUAAAAUGUAUGGCUUAAGAUGUAAGAACGAAAGAAUUCUUGUCAAUAAUGAUAUUAUAUACCCAAUUUUUACGCGCUUGUAAAAUUGUGGCAGCCCUUACCUAAGUUGAAUGUAAAGAAUCGAAGCCAUAUUAUUACCUGCUUGAUGGGUCACGGACGCGGUGGCACGUCCCGCUCUUGCGCCUCUGCACUACUGAUGAAGAAAUACUGCGUACUGUAUCGAUAUAUAAUACCGACAAGUGAGGAAAGGGCCUUAGCUUUAGUAUAUGUUGUUGUUCGGCUUCUUUUUUGGCCAAACUGUGUUUUUGUUUGCUGAUAUCAAACGUAAAAUAUUGUAAAUAUUCGAUUUAUAAUUGGAAUUUCAUGUAAAAUAUCGAAAUCUACCUACUUCUCAUGUUUUGGUUUAGUAUAUGUUGUAAAAAAAAUCGACAUUUUAAAUUAAUUAUAAAGAAAAUGAUUUUAGUUUAUCUUGUUUCGUUGUUUUCAGUUUUUGUUGAAAUAACAGUCCAUGUUAUUUUGUUUUGAAUCGUUAGUUAGAAGUGACAUUUUUAAACGCAAUAAUAAUUACCAUUGAUGGCAUUCUCGAUCUGAAUUUGAUUAUUUUGUUUUUAAAAUUCGAGUAUUAUGUUAAUUGCUUAUCUAUCAUCUUUUAAUAUCACUCCAACUCAAGGCCGUUAAUGUUUAAAAAUAUUAGUUUUUAGUUGUCAAUGUCAUUAUAUUAAUAUUAACUUUUUAGAAGGUAGAGGUCAGGAAUAGAAUCUCCAUGUACCAAAAAGUGUCCGUCAAAAAACCUUAAAUAGGUGGCGCUACAAUACCUAGAACACUUGAAAAAAAAAAACAAAUCAUAGACAUCGCACUUCACUCAGUCAAUAUUAUUUGCUACUCUAACGCUAUUCUGGAGAGAUUUGGAACUAUUAUUUAUAGCUGACAGCUGGACACUUUUGCAACAGUUCUGCCUAUGAAGAUUGUAUUCCUUACAUCUAUCUUCCAUAAUUAACUUGGUUACAAUAAUACACAUUUAUUUACUAAGAGAAAAACAUCUAUUAUGCGAACACAUUUAUAAAAACUAUAAACCUAAAAGAUGGGCCUAGAGCCUAGAAUUUAAAAAAAAAUGCCUGGCCGCAUUGCCACGUUGACGUUGAAGUACUAGAUAACCUUCUGGUAUUUUGCAUUUAAUUAUCAUAGUUAUGCAAUUUACAUGUUUUCAUCACUUAUAUUAAUAUUGUGAAUAUGUUUUCAGUAGAUUUGUUUAAUUGGACAUUCAAAUAACUUUAUCAUGUUUUAUUUACAUUAAAGUAUUAGGGUCGGUUGCAACAAUCUGCCUUCAUCAUCGUAGUUCGUUAAAAUAUGUUAGAACUGUUUGAUAGUUAUUUAUCUGAUGAUCAUUCAUUUGUCGUUGAUUGUGCGUGGUGCAACCCACCCUUAAUAUACCUAUUAUAAUCGUUAGACGAGCCGUAUAAAAUUAUUUCCAUUUUCAUAUUGAUUUAAUAUCAAGGACUGUGAUAAUGUAAGAAAUUAAUUAUAAAUCUCCAUCCAUUUAUAAUAUAAGGAAAUAUUAUUCGUGAUAGAAUAAUACGCAAUCUUGUCAUUUAACAAUCUUGUCACGCUUGUUGCGGUUGCGUUAAAAAUAUAAACGAGGAUGUUUAUCAUGUGUUAUAUGUUAAAAAUGACAUUGAACUACAUCUAAAUCGACCAUAGACUAAACAACAAAGUAUCCCUGAUUUUAUAAUACAUACCACGUCAGUGGCAGACUAGCAUACGGCCCGCCUGAUGGUACGCGGUCACAGUAUCCUAUGAACGCCUGCAACUCCGGGGCUGCAUGUUACAUACGCGUUGCUGCCUCUUUAAAGACCUGUACAGUCACGUCUGAAAAUAUCGAUACGAACAAAGUCCCAAAAAUAUGUACACACGAUCUUAUUGCUCAUGUAUUAAGGUGUAUAUUUAUAUUUUUGGUACUUUAUCGUCAGUAUCUAUAUUUUCAGACGUGACCGUACACUCCUUGAAGAACCCCAUGCUGUAGUUCGUAGUACCUACAUAAUAUAUCAUUAACCAUAAUGACGUGCCGUAAAACUACCGAGUUCAUUUCGGUGUUAAUGCAACAUAACGAAGUAGGUAUUUGUCUGAAUAUUUUCAUAAAAGUUCGUAUGAAAAAACUUAGAAAUAUAUUCAGUACUACUAUUUCAAUAGUCAGGGGUCACCUUUAUAUAAAUUUGUGCGUAUACCUUUAUAUAAAGUGGUAUUCUUGUCGCGUUGUCCUGGUUUUAGGUAAUAAAAAUACGUUAAAAAUAUUUAUUCCAUUAAUUUUUAAAUCUAGCUCAACUAAAAGAGUUUUUUUUUUAUACUACGUCGGUGGCAAACAAGCAUACUGUCCGCCUAAUGGUAAGCAGUCUCCGUAGCCUAUGUACGCCUGCAACUCCAGAGGAGUUACAUGCGCGUUGCCGACCCUAAACCCGCCCCCCCUCGUUGAGCUCUGGCAACCUUACUCACCGGAAGGAACACAACACUAUGAGCAGGGUCUAGUGUUAUUUGGCUGCUGUUUUCUGUAAGGUGGAGGUACUUCUCCAGUUGGUCUCUGCUCUAGAUCUGGAAUGACAUCCACUGGCUGUGCCCUACCACACAAAGCGAGAUGACAUUCACAAUGCCCAUACCUCUCUUUUGGACGUAGUUUAAGGACGUACCCGGGUCCGGGAGGUAUAGACUUGAAGGAACUGUCAUAGAAAACAUCAUUGGACGUGAGAGGUAUAAUAACUGUUUAUAUUUUAUUAACGCAAUCAUAACAAUGGUUUAGAAUUUUGACUUAGAAAUUACGGAAAUUCAUUAUCUAAUUACGGUAUAAUAAUUGUUAAAUCAAUGUUCUUCUUUUCUCUGCACACGACACGUCACUGUAUUAUAUAAUAUCAUCUAACUUGGUCGGGGUCACUCAGGUUCAAAAUACGUUGGUGAUCACGAUCAGUCACAAUUGUUUACACACGUAGUUAUAAGUAUUGGUUUAUGAGGACGAAAAUUGCUAGAAAUUUUAUCGAAAUGGGGAAUUCAGACCAAUUCAGAAUGAAGGCGGUUACGCCUUAUAAACUUCUUCUUCCUCGCGUUGUCCCGGCAUUUGCCACGGCUCAUGGGAGCCUGGGGUCCGCUUGACAACUAAUCCCAAGAUUUGGCGUAGGCACUAGUUUACGUUUAGCACUAGUUUAGUUACGCCUUAUAAACAACAUAUUUUAUUUAAGAAGACGCAGCUGAAUUGUCUAACUUAGGCAACGUUUGCGUCUUCGGGGCAUGGCACACUGCAUCGGAUUUGCGCGUCGCUCCGACGUGCGAGCGAGACUUCGCUAUAAUACGCGCCUAGCGUUUUUUCGCUCAAUUUUUGGAGCGACGUGCGAUUCGGACGCAGUGCGCAGAUGUUCCCCUUUAUCAUCCGAAGUUAACCCAAAUACAAGUUCUCAUAGUCGGUAGUUGUUCAUGAGGUCUAACGAUUUCAGAGCACGUAAUAUUGUUGAAACCUGAAGUAGUUAGAUCUCACAAGCGACUGAUUCCUUUAGACAUAAAACAUUAUAGCUAUAAAGGUGUGAUAAAAUAAUGUGUGAAAUGGUUUGAAUGCAGUGUACAGUCAGCCGCAGUUGUAUCUAAGCGCGCAAGGUGUUCAAAACGAUAUCUACACGCUGUUAUUUUGUUAACAAUAAAGUUAUGUUCAGAUUUUAUUGAACCCCUCACCCGCUUAGAUACCAACUUCCGCUCUGUACCUAAUUUUGCAACAGAAUUAAACGACUUUUCAAGUGCUUGUUCAACUUUGCGUUUUGGACACAGGAGCGGACCGUAUUUCUGAAACCAACUGUAGGUACAUUUAAAAGAAUAUUGAAAAGCACUGUUCAAGUAUAGCGUAUGCAGCAAUUUAGUUGUUGAGGAAGUGAGUAAACAGUUUCUGCUUUACAUAUUGUUAUUAUUAAUGUAAAGAGAAAUUAAAGAGACUUGAUUUAAAUGAC
This is a messenger RNA of Cydia pomonella (codling moth), 5707 nucleotides long. RefSeq names its product traB domain-containing protein-like. The record is from RefSeq and is a predicted model, not a curated record. The transcript is spliced from 11 exons. NCBI's taxonomy places the organism in Eukaryota, Metazoa, Arthropoda, Insecta, Lepidoptera, Tortricidae. Bases 202 to 1395 code for a protein of 397 amino acids.